GGCAAAUAGGAUAUGCAAAUAUGUCUCUUCCGUUCCUCAUUUAUGAGAUUCAGAUAAUGUACAAAUCUGAGAGCAUUCCACACACACACACGCACGCACGCGCACACACACACCUGCUCUGUACAGACGUUGGUGUUCUUCAGCCUUAAUUAAUUUGAGUUUAUUUAGGCUGCAUUUGCUAUUUGCCCAUUUAAACCCUAGCUCUUUAGAGAGAAAUGUCGUUUCCCAUUCUCAGUAAGAGCAGUAAGAGCACCGCUCGUCACAACCGGGCGCUCAUCGUGUCGGUGGAGAAGUUCAGCGCACGUGCAGGACUCGAAAAGCGACCCGGGACAAAAAGGGACACGAAGCGCCUGCACGCGGCUCUGAGCCGGAGGGGCUUCCUCGUGAAAAUCCUGAUGGACCCGGACGCGGAUGAGAUCAUCGAGGCAUUUAAAGCAGAGAGUGAGCAGUCAGUGCACAGCUGUUUUGUGGGUGUGUUAUCGAGUCAUGGAGACAACGGAGUGAUAUUUGGAUCAGAUGGACGCCCUGUAAAACUUGCACAAAUAUACUCACAAUUUGGAGGACCAAACAUGGCUGCCAAAAACAAACUGUUUCUGGUCCAGGCUUGUCGAGGCAGCGAGCUGGAUGAUGGUGUUGAGACAGACACGUCAGAAGACUGUGGACGGUGUGAAUAUCAGUGUGAAUAUCAGUCAAUCCCAUGUGACACAGUUGUUGCUUAUGCUACAGUUCCAGGUUACAGUGCCUUCAUGCACCCGAGCGGCUCGGUGUUUAUACAGACGUUCUGUGAUCUGGUGGAGGAGUGUGAGGGGUGGGAGAUCACACAAUUUCUGACUCGGCUGAAUCGGCGUGUAGCCUUUAAGUUUGAGGCGAGAGGAAAUGAGCUCAAGGGCAAAAAGGAGAUGCCGUGUUUCAUCAGCCGCCUUACUGCUGACUGUUAUCCGUUCACCAACACGCUCAGAGUUUCAGCCACUGAGCUGCUCCAAGGCACCCACACUACUCGCAAAAACUCUAUCAGCUGAACUUAUACUUCAGCUAAACUCUGACUCAUUUUGUUCAGUUGUCUGUUUAUAGACAUCAGUAGAUCUUUAUGUGGAAAUUAAAUUUCAUGUUGGUGCUGAAGAGUGAUGAAAAAUUAAAUUUUAUGUUGGUUACUGCGACUACAGGAACACCAGUAUAGUGAAUUAUAGGGUUAUAGAUGCAAUAUUAGAGGGCAUAUAGAUUUGUGGCUUAUUGCCUGCAUGAGCAUAGCAUUGGUCAGACAGUGUGUUUGCACAUAUUUAAGAAAUGCUGUACAUUUUACAGAAAAUGUUAUACAUAUGAUACUUGAAUGAACUUAGUACAGUUCAGUCCAAACCUUCCUUAAGAAAAUCGUUGUUAUGCAUUGUUAUGGAUGUGAAGUCAUAUUUUGUUAAUAGAAAAAAUUGUCACUGUUAAUCUGAGUAGCUCAUUCAUAUCCACAU
Ictalurus furcatus (blue catfish) is the source of this 1460-nucleotide messenger RNA. RefSeq names its product caspase-3. The record is from RefSeq and is a predicted model, not a curated record. Lineage: Eukaryota; Metazoa; Chordata; Actinopteri; Siluriformes; Ictaluridae. Gene Ontology annotation, molecular function: cysteine-type endopeptidase activity. Gene Ontology annotation, biological process: proteolysis. Bases 216 to 1019 code for a protein of 267 amino acids. The transcript is spliced from 4 exons.